AUGGGUUCAGAGAAGCGAGCGAAGGGCGAGGACAAAGAGGGCGAAAUUCCGGUGCUGACGGUGCUCAAGAACAACACAAUCCUCAAGAACAUCUUCAUCGUUAACAAGCCCCCGGAGAGGCCGUCACGUGCCGACCACGUCGAUGUUCUUCUCGUGGGGCGGCAUCCCGACUGCGACAUCAUGCUCACGCAUCCUAGCAUCAGCCGCUUCCACCUCCAGAUCCGCUCCAAGCCUUCCUCUCGUACCUUCUCCAUUGUCGAUUUGUCUUCCGUGCAUGGGACGUGGUUGUCGGGAAAGAGGAUCGAGCCGAUGGUCAGCGAGGAGAUGAGGGAGGGGGACGCGCUCAGGCUCGGUGUUUCCAGUAGGGUUUAUCGUCUGCAUUGGAUUCCGAUUAGUCGCGCCUAUGAUUUGGAGAAUCCAUUCGUCGCGCAAUUGGAUGCGGUUGCCGAAGAGGAUGAAGAAGAAGAGAAAAUUCAGAAGUUGAAUGUCUGUCCUGCUGAAAUGGAAGUGGAUUCAAUUGUUGAGGAUAUAGGUUCUUUAUUCUUUGAUGAGAAUGUGAAACUAACUGUGAAAGAGGAGGUUCCUUUCACACCUUGGAUGCUGGAAGAAAAGAACAGCCAAUCAAAAGAGGAAGCAAUUGGAAACCCAAGUGACUUGGGAGUAUCUGAUGGUAAAAAUAUUUUGAGCGACUUUGUAAGUCAGGUUCUAUCACGUCCUUACGUGGAAUCACUUGUCCAACAUUAUGACAUACUGACAGAAAAUUUGUCUCACACUUUACGUUUGCUAGCUGUGGAAGCUGUUUUGGAUCCCAAAAUGCUGCAAUUAUAUACUCUAUCUGAUACAUUUACUUCACCAUUAGAACCUGGUCAUGAAAAUUCAUUUGAAAAAAAACGUUAUUCCAGCUCGCCUUUCAAUACAGCUCAUUCAUCUCUUGAUACGAAAAUUGCAGCUGAAGAUGUAAUAACUCCUAAAAAAGCUGGAUGUGAAUAUCAAUGUAAAAACAGAGAUGAUGUAGAUGCUUUUACAGUUCCUGCAUCUCCUGACAAGAAAUGUUCAGCUGAUGUACCAAUGCCUAAAGAAUCUAAAUCUGAGUGGACCCUCAGAGAUGAUGGAAGCAUAACGGAUGUUUUUACUGCCGGAGCUGGAAAUUUGGAUUCAGAGGGUAUGCUUCUACCAGUCAAGGAAGCUGUGCUUGAAACCAAUGUUGAGCAAAUCAAAAUUGUUGAGACUGUUGAUAUGGAUUCUCCAUCUGAUGAAGAAAAGCGAGAUAUGUAUGUAUCACAGUCAUUCAAUGAAAUAGUUCAAGAUGUUAGAAACAAGUACACAGGUAGCAUCUCUCCCACACCCCAUCAGAUAGAGUCAGUCAAUUUAUCAAUGACAGAAGAAUUAGUUUUCAAUAUUAUGAAUGAGGACCAGACCCUCCAGUCUGAUAUGGAAAUCCUUGAAAGUCAUGUAAAAGCAAUGAACAAAACUUCAGCAAAUUAUAAUAUUUGGUCAAGAAGAGGUAAAGCUACUAGUGCUCCUCAGGUUCGAACUAGCAAGAGCACAGUUAAGAAUGCAGUCAAUGGUGACGCUGAAGUUGCGAUGAGCAAUGAGAAGGAUGUCAGAAAUAGAAGAAUCUCAAAGAAUCUUUUCUCUCUUCUGGAUGGAGAAGUAGAAGAAGAAAUCUUCACACCAGAUAAAGAAAACUUCAGUCCAAAUAUCCUCCAGUUGCUAUCAUUGAAGAAGGGUAAAGUACAAGAAAUUAAACAUUCCAGGUCACAGAGGUCACAACCCCUUUCAAAGGAUACAUCUAAUAGUGAGAAUAAUCCAGAUCAAAGCAUAGGCCCCCGUUUAUGCAAAAUGAACCAGAAGGAUAUCAUAAACAAAACAAUUUCAAAGGAUCUUUUCUCUGUUUUGGAUGGGAAAAAAGAGGAGGAAAAAGAGGAUGAAUUCUUCACUCCGGAUAAGGAAAACUUCAGUCCUAAUACCCUUCAAUUGCAGCUUCUGAAAAAGAAGGGCAAGGUAGAAGAAAUUAAACGUUCCAAGUUAAAAAGGUCACCCCUUUCAAAGGAUAUAUUUAAUCCUGAGAUCUAUCCAAAUGAAAGCACAGGCUUGUGCAGAAUGCACCAGACGGAUAUCAUAAAUACUACUAUCUCUGAGGAUCUUUUCUCUGAUUUGGCUGGGAAAGAGGAAGAAGAAAUUUUCACUCCUAAUAAGGCAAACUUCAGUCCAAAUACCCUUAGAUUGAGGCUCCUGAAAAAUAAAGGUACGGUGGAAGAAAAGACUCAAAUGUCACCCCUAUCAAAGGGUACAUUUAACACUGAUAUGUAUGGGAAAGAAAGCAUAGACCCCACUUACGGUAAUUUGAGCCAGAAGGACACGGUAAAUAGCACAAUCUCAAAGGAUUUUUUCUCUGAUUUCGUUGGGAAAGAAGAGGUAGAAGACAUCCUCACUCUGGAUAAUGAAAAUUUCAGUCCAAAUGUCCUUCAAAUGCGACUUCUGAAAAAGAAGAGUGAGGUAGCAGAAAUUAAACAUUCCAAGUCUCCAUGGGAUGAGAAUCAAAACUUGCAAAGAAAGCCUUUUUGCAGCCAUAUCCACUUGGCACAGGACCAACAUCCUGUGACAUCUGAGGACAGAGAGGAAAGGGUACCCUUCCAAUUACUAAAUAGGUCAGGAGGCAAGGGAAGAUCAAACACUUGUUACCCUGUUUCUGCUAUCAAAAGCUUUCAUUUCAGUAAUUGUGGACAAAGUUUAGACCAGCAUAUUAACCACCCAUCUGAUAUUAGUGGGGUGCCAAAGAAGACAGGCUGGGACAUGAUUGUGGAUACUAGUUCUCUUGUUAACAAGGAAUCAAGGAAAGCUCUGCAGCUUUUACAAGGUCUCAAGGGAACUCGAUUAAUCAUUCCAAGAUUGGUCAUAAGAGAACUGAACAGUAUGAUGCGACAGUUCAAAAUCUUCAGAAGAACUUCAGAGGCUUCUUUGGCAUUGGAAUGGAUUGAAGAAUGUACGGUGAAGACAAGCUGGUGGAUUAAUAUCCAGAGCUCGGUAGAUGAAGGAAGGCUAAUUGCUCCAACCCCACCUGCUUCUCCUCAGACUCAGUUUAGUGAAGAGAGUUGGAUUUCUCUUUCAUACCUUAAGUGCAUGGAAAUUGCUUCACCAACUGUAGAAGAUCACAUCCUUAACUUUGCUCUUCUGUAUAGGAAAAACCAAAGUGAUGGACAACUUGUCCUACUUAGUGAAGAUAUCAGUUUGAAAAUCAAAUGCAUGGCAGAGGGUUUGCUAUGUGAGCCAGUGCAAGAGUUUCGUCAGAGUCUAGUGAACCCAUUCUCUGAGAGGUUCCUGUGGACCAAUAGCUCUCCUCGGGGACAGACUUGGUCUUGCCAGGACGACCUAGUUUUAAGGGAGAAAUAUUGUUGUGCGCCUUUGUGCAAACCGUCGAAGAGAUCUGCCAGCGGUUUAAAGCUCAUUCUGCUUCACAAUUCUCAGUAUGGACUCUGA
This is a messenger RNA of Sphenostylis stenocarpa, 3480 nucleotides long. Lineage: Eukaryota; Viridiplantae; Streptophyta; Magnoliopsida; Fabales; Fabaceae. The record is from the annotation of a GenBank genome assembly.